This is a messenger RNA of Jaculus jaculus (lesser Egyptian jerboa), 2763 nucleotides long. It is a transcript of the gene Foxi2, whose product is annotated as forkhead box I2. Gene Ontology annotation, molecular function: DNA-binding transcription factor activity, RNA polymerase II-specific; RNA polymerase II cis-regulatory region sequence-specific DNA binding. The coding region runs from base 1 to 936 and encodes 311 amino acids. Lineage: Eukaryota; Metazoa; Chordata; Mammalia; Rodentia; Dipodidae. Gene Ontology annotation, biological process: cell differentiation; regulation of transcription by RNA polymerase II; anatomical structure morphogenesis. The record is from RefSeq and is a predicted model, not a curated record. The transcript is spliced from 2 exons.
AUGGCCGCGUACUGCGACGGCGUGGGCGCCCGCGGGCUCCGGCAGGGCCAGGCUCGGGCUGUCACGCGUCCCCCGUGCCCGGCGCGCGGGGACAUGGGCCCGGCGGGCGGCCCGCGCCUGUGGGUGACGGCGCCCGCGCUCGGCCCCGCGCCCUUCGCGUCGGGCCGCGGAGCGGCUGCGCCCCACACGUCCGCGGGCCUCGGGGGCCCCGGGCAGCUCCUGGCGGGCAGCGACCUCGCGUGGCUGAGCCUCCCGGGGCCGCAGGAGCUGCUGCGGCUGGUGCGGCCGCCCUACUCGUACUCGGCGCUCAUCGCCAUGGCCAUCCAGAGCGCGCCCCGGCGGCGGCUCACGCUCAGCCAGAUCUACCAGUACGUGGCCGGCAACUUCCCCUUCUACAAGCGCAGCAAGGCCGGCUGGCAGAACUCCAUCCGCCACAACCUGUCCCUCAACGACUGCUUCACGAAGGUGCCCCGAGAUGAGAACGACCCAGGUAAAGGCAAUUACUGGACGCUGGACCCAAACUGCGAAAAGAUGUUUGACAAUGGCAAUUUCCGAAGGAAGAGGAAGCGGAAAGUGGAGGCGAGUGUGGCUGAGACCCUGGCAGCCAGAAGCCGGGUGGAGGGCGCCACGGCGCUGCUCCUGCGGGAGCCCCGGGUUUCAGCUUCCCCAGACCUGCAGGCCUUGGCAUCGUCUCCGCCCGCCUCCCAGGCUGCCCCCUGCCUCUCAGGCUUCUCCAAGGCCAUGGGCACCCUGGGCGGUAGUCCAGGCACCUUCCCUGGGGGCCUGGCACAUGACUUUCCCUUUGACAGGCCAACCACAGUGGCCGCCCAAGGCCCCCUCGGAGCCACUUCACGCUUCUCUCUUGGCGGUCAGACAGAGGCCACUGGCUCCCGGGUCAGUCAUCUGGUCUACAGCCCUGAAGGGCCUGAAGUUUGAAGGAAGGCUGGAGACUACUGGCCCGGUGUCCUGUUCAGAGAUGCUGAGCUAAGGCCUGGUAGCCUGCCUGGUGGGUCCCAGGGUCUUGGUUCCACAGCCUAUCACUACUGGCAUGCUGCGUGGGGAGCGGAGCCCAGACUGCCCUCCUCACACAGAGCCCAGCAGAUGCGCCCCUCACUCAGAAAGCACGCCCUCCUCUGCCUGCCCUGAGCUCUCCCUCUAAGCACUCCAGGAAGCCACCCUAAAGAGCCCUGGGCUGAAGCUCUGUGCCAGCCUUUCCCAGGGGCCCCUCCUAGUCUCCAGCCUCCCGAGUUUUCUUGGAGCUGGUCAAAGGAAGGGGGUCUGUAAGGGCACCCAGAAGGCUCAUCCAUGGCUGAGUUCCACCUCUGAGCCUCCUUCCUCAGCACAGCAUUCUGUCUGUGUUGGGGGACAGCUGGGGAAUGGGGUGAGGGCUCAGGAUCCUGAGGAGUGCAGGGGGCUAGGCUGCACGGGAAGAGGGACUUCACAAGGUGACCGACAGACAGCAGGACUGUGCUGGCCGCUCCCUCCAGUCACUCUACUGGCAUUUUAUGGCCUGUUCCAGGACACCACUGUGGCCUGAACCGAGAACAGUGCCUGGUACUUGGGAAUCCCUGGGUGGCCGUGCGUUAGCCUCACCCCAGCACACUCACCCUAGCUGUCUGGGGCAGGUGGCUAGCCUCACCUGUUUUGGUCUUUCUUUCUUAAUUCACCCCUAUUCCUGAUCUGCUCCGGGCAGCAGAACUCCCAAGAACUACCUCAGGUGUGAAUGUUAACCCCUGCCUUCCCAGUCCCACUUGUCUCAGGCAAGGAGCCCAAGGUCCUUGGGAAAAGGAAUUUUAGCAUCUCCCGGAGGUCCCAGAAGCCUUAGCCCAUGGCUGUCUUCGACCUUUGUGGUGACUGUCAUUAUCUGAAGACACGACACUGAGGGCAGGGCGCGCGAGAGCAUAUGCCCCUCCCCCGCCACGCACAGAGCCCCACACUCCCAGGCAAGUGGAAGAGGCGCCUUCCUGGGAGAAAACAGCAGGUUGGCCUUUGAGUGAGCUCAGCUGCUUCCGCCCAGCGGAGGAGAUUUUCCUUGAUCAACUCAAAUCUGCCUGCAGCCUCCCUGCUUUGUGAAAGAGAGUAGUGAUCCUGUGUGUCUUAGAGCUGCCUCCAUGGGGCAGGUGGUCCUGAUGAAGAGUGGGGUGUGUGUGUGUGUGUGUGUGUGUGUGUGUGUGUGUGUAAGAGAGAACAGCUCACAUGGACACACCAACCAAAAGUUGGUGUGAAUUGGACAACUUCCUACUUUCAUGUCUAAACUUACAACCAACCCAUAAUCUCCAAAUAAAAUGCAAUUUUAAAGGUGCAGAAAAGAAAAGGAAAUUCUUAAAUGUAUAAAUGAAAGAACUUAUUAUAAGGGUAAGGUGAUGAGCAGAGGCUCUUGAUACACAACUACACGACCCAGGUUCAUAGGUUCAGAAUUUCAUUUAUCUCCUAAGCCAUUUUUAUAAAACAGAAAAAAAAAAUAAGUCUCUGUGUGUGGAGCUGGUGGUCCCACACAGGUCAGUGCAAGAAUACACCACAAUCACAGCACCCCAACUUAGACUCUGUGUUUGAAAAAAAGUGGGGAAAAAAAAUUAAUAAUGAUGACCAGAGUGAGGAGAUAGAUACAACUGGAUAGUUGGCGGAGCUCUAGUAAAAUUUGGCUGGCAAAUCCAUGUGGACACGGGGAAUUGUGGCUACAUGACAGGGAGAAACGGGUUGCUGGGAAGUUGUUAUAUUAAUAUUUUUGUUUCCAGUAGUAGAUUUUCUGUUUUAAACUGAAGA